Lytechinus variegatus (green sea urchin) is the source of this 1536-nucleotide messenger RNA. RefSeq names its product dynactin subunit 3-like (gene dctn3). Gene Ontology annotation, cellular component: dynactin complex. The transcript has 8 exons. Bases 1 to 615 code for a protein of 204 amino acids. NCBI's taxonomy places the organism in Eukaryota, Metazoa, Echinodermata, Echinoidea, Temnopleuroida, Toxopneustidae. The record is from RefSeq and is a predicted model, not a curated record. Gene Ontology annotation, biological process: cytoskeleton-dependent cytokinesis.
AUGCACAUCCUUCAUUUCUACACGCUACGCGUGAAUACGAAACACCCAUUAAAAAUGGCUAGCACGCUGGAGUUAUUGGAACAAAGAAUUGCUGAACUGGAGAGCAGGAUAUGCGGCGAAAGAAACCUGAGUGGUAUCCAAGGAUCGGUUAUUGAUAAUUUACAUGGAGUAAAGCAGAAGAUAGCUGGCUUAACAUCUGGUAAAAGCAAGACUCAAGCUGUGUGGAAAAGAUUGGAAGAGCUGAAUAACUAUCUUGACCCUGAACUGUCUGGUCAGCUGACACUGAGCAGCGAGGCAAAAGCUGAUAUCAUCUUGGCAGAGGAAGAACAGCUGAAAGCACAGGCAGCUCUCUUAGAAAAGGUCAAAGAACUUUCUUCUGUGCUUGAUAGUGAACACAUUAAAGGCAUUCCUAGCCUAUCAGACAGACUGGUACCCCUGACCACAGUACAGGUCAAACAAGAGGAAGAGGCAAAGGAGCUGGGAGAAGAGACAAAGAAACUUCUAGAAUCAUAUAACAAUAUUAUAACCCUUCUCUCCAAACAGUUUGUGCAAUGGGAUGACAUCAUGACCAAAUAUGAGGUUGCUCAUCAAGUCAGGAAACCAGAUGUUUAUUAAUCUUAUUAGUUAUUGUAAACACAUCAAAUUAUCAUUAGCAAUUUAUUUAUACAUGUACAUAUGUCUGAGAAUGCAGUUGCUCAAAUUAUAGAUGGAUUCUUUAGAGUUGCGUUCAGACCUCACUACAGGGGAUUGGAAUCACAGUUUAAAAGAUGUUUGCAUUGAAACCAUGCUUUAGCUAUUCAUAACCAAAAGGUUAACAAUCUAAAAGAUGUUCUUUGACUUAUUUUUUCUUGAUGAGCAAACUCCUUGACAUAGUUUUUGAGCAACUGUGUGGCAAAACUUUGUAAAUAUGUAGGAAAUAAGUAUAUGUUAAAUGGCAAAUUAUGAAUCUAAUGUACAUGAAAAUAUGAUAAUGGUUUGUAAUUCAUUUAAUAGUAAAGUGACAGUAAUCAGACUGAUGAACACAUAGUAGUGCAUGCCCUGUCCGUUCACAUGAUCUUACCAAUGCUGUGAUGUGAUAUAUACCAUGCGCAACUGAAAACUGAAGUCACCCUUAAAUCUUGUGAAACACCCCCCUUGUAUAUGUCAUCCAUCGGCUCUUUAAUUUCCGUAAACAUAACUACAUAGAGCGACACAUUAAGUUAUAAUAGUUCUCACAAUUCUUGCCAGUAAUGUACAUGUAGGGUAUAAGAUUUCGAUUCAGAUAAUCAUUAUUCCUGAUUUUGAACCACUGUUUUUUUUUUGGGGGGGGUGGGGCAUAUCUAUAUAAGAUCUCAAAGUUUACCACUGAUUUAAUAGAUUUUAGUGGCUAUUCAGUUUCUUGAUGGGCUUUAGCUUAGUCCUUACAGCAUGUGGGUAGUUUAGUCAGUAAUCAAUGUUAAUUGAGUCAACAUAUAUCUUAAUAGUUUUUACCACAGCCCCCCCCCCCCCAAAUUUAAUAAAUUUUAACUUGACCCUUAAGUCUGGCUCACACCUUUG